CUAAUGUUUACAAGUAGCAUUCAAUUCUCGCAUUCAAGUUUUGUGUUCACUAGCAGACAGACAGUUAUAGAAUUUGUAGAAGAUGCGACAUUUGUGCAAUUAUUUAAAAAAAUAUAUGAAUUUUGGUAUUAUUAAAUGGCUGAUAUUGGUUUUGCUUUUUUCUCUGACAACCGAAGCUUGUUAUAAUAGCCAGGAGUGUUAUACGCCGCAGAACUUUAGGGGAUAUUAUUAUGGACCUGAGAAAUAUAAAACUCUUACCGAUAGUCAAAAAGCCAAUUGUGAAGGGAAUUGCGUGGAUAACGAUGAGACGCUAAUCUGUUGCACAUUCCAUCCUCAGCACCAAAAAUAUCGGUUACUUUACCAAUCAUGUUUAGACGCUCAUAUACCAGUACAAUUCAUUACAUCUGGUGUGGUUGCCAUGUCAAAUGAGUUUCCAUUUAUGGCUGCCUUGGGUUGGCGCGUCAACGAAUAUGAUGGUACCGAGAGCAUAGCUUAUAGAUGUGGUGGAACUAUGAUCGGCAGCAGAUAUCUCUUAACAGCGGCGCAUUGUUUCUAUCACUCUAGUGACAACCCAGUUGUGGUGCGCCCAGGUGGUUUCGAUCUAAAUAGCACCACAGCAGUUGAUUAUGAAAUCGACCAGAUUAUCGAACAUCCCGAUUACAUAUAUCCUGGGCUAUACAAUGACAUAGCCAUCGUUCGUAUAUCUCAGGAAUAUUCCGUAAGCCCGCCGUUUGUUGCCAGAGCGUGCGUUUGGUAUAAGCCACUUGAGGAGGAGCAAGUCACUGCCAUCGGCUAUGGUGAUACGCAUUUCGCUGGCGCCUCAUCGCCGCUCUUGAUGAAAACUAGUUUAUCGACCAUAUCGAAUGAAGAGUGCAAUCAACACUAUGAACAGGAUGAUGAAAUGCUAAGUUCCGGUAUAGUCGCUACGCAAUUGUGCGCAAAAGAUCAUGAAAAGCUGCGUGAUACUUGUCAGGGUGAUUCUGGCGGUCCACUGAUUUUAUAUGAAGAACUACCCACUUUUGGUCGUAUGGCUUACAUUGUGGGUAUUACCUCGUUUGGUAUUGGUUGUGGUACUGGUACACCUGCUGUUUAUACACGUAUUUCGGAGUAUUUUGAUUGGAUUGAGGAUACAAUUUCAUGUCUGGACGCGCAUUUACCGUAUGGUUUUGUUACAUUUGGUGUGGUAGCUGAGCCAAAUGAGUUUCCAUUUAUGGCUGCCUUGGGUUGGCGUGUCACCGAAAAGAAUGGCACCAAGAGCAUAGCUUAUAGAUGUGGUGGAACUAUGAUCGGCAGCAGAUUUCUCUUAACAGCGGCACACUGUUUCUAUCACUCCAGUGACUACCCAGUUGUGGUGCGCCCCGGUGGUUUCGAUCUAAAUAGCACCGAAGCAGUUGAUUAUGAUAUCGACCAGAUUAUCGAACAUCCCGACUACAUAUAUCCAGAGCUAUAUAAUGACAUAGCGAUCGUUCGUAUCUCCAGGGGUUAUGUUAAUUAUUCGCCAAUUGUUGCUAGAGCAUGCGUGUGGUAUCAGCCACUGGCUGAGGAGCACGUCAUUGCCAUCGGCUAUGGUGAUACACAAUUCGCUGGCAACCCAUCGCCGCUCUUGAUGAAAACUAGUUUAUCGACCAUAUCGAAUGAAGAAUGCAAUCAACACUAUGAACAGGAUGAUGAAAUGCUCAGUUCCGGUAUAGUCGCUACACAAUUGUGCGCAAAAGAUCAUGAAAAGCUGCGUGAUACUUGUCAAGGUGAUUCUGGCGGUCCACUGAUUGUAUAUGAAGAACUCCCCGGUUACAUUCGUAUGGCUUAUAUUGUGGGUAUUACCUCCUUUGGUAUUGGCUGCGGUACUGGUACACCGGCCAUUUAUACACCAGCCGUUGCGCAUGGUUGUGAGGUGGCUAAGCCAAAUGAGUUUCCAUUUAUGGCUGCCUUGGGUUGGCGCAUCACCGAAAAGGAUGGCACCGAGAGCAUAGCUUAUAGAUGUGGUGGAACUAUGAUCGGCAUCAGAUAUAUCUUAACAGCGGCGCACUGUUUCUAUCACUCCAGUGAGGACCCAGUUGUGGUGCGUCCCGGUGGUUUCGAUCUAAAUAGCACCGAAGCAGUUGAUUAUGAUAUCGAUCAGAUUAUCGAACAUGCCGAUUACAUAUAUCCAGAGAUUAAAUAUGCCAGUUAUUACAUUAGCAGUAGCAAGAUGCCAAUUAUCACAGCAUGCAUGUGGUAUAGCCCACUGGCUGACGAGCAAGUGACUGCCAUCGGCUAUGUUGAUACGCAGUUCGCUGGCAACCCAUCGCCGCUCUUGAUGAAAACUAAUUUAACGACAAUAUCGAAUGAAGAGUGCAAUCAACACUAUGAACAGGAUGAUGAAGUGCUCACUUCCGGUGUAGUCGCUACACAAUUGUGUGCGAAAGAUGAUGAAAAGAUGCGUGAUACUUGUCAGGGUGAUUCUCGCGGUCCACUGAUUGUAUAUAAAGAACUACCCGGUUACACUCGUAUGACUUAUGUUGUGGGUAUUACCUCGUUCGGUAUUGGUUGUGGUACUGGUACACCGGGCAUUUAUACACCACCUAAUAUGCGCUUAGCCAUUGCCUGCCACGACGAUCAGAUCUGUUUGACACCGCGUAACCGGCUCGGCAACUAUGUAACACGCGCUAAUUAUCUUAAAUUGUCCAAGGAAUUACAAGAUUUAUGCCUAGGCGUAUGUAAUUACAAUGCAACAACACGAUUUAUAUGCUGCACCAAUUUUGAUGAGCCCUCAGUACAGAGAAUAUCGCAAACUCAAUGUGAACGAGAUCAUCGCAAAUUGUCCUUUAUAUUCAUCACAAAUGGCAAGCCUGCGCGUGAAAAUGAAUUUCCGUUCAUGGUUGCCAUCGGUUGGCGCUCGACAUUUGGCGACAAUGGGAUUACAUACAGAUGUGGUGGCGCCUUAAUCACCAGUCGGCAUUUAUUAACGGCUGCACAUUGUCUGCACGCAGAUGCACCACCAAUUGUAGUGCGUCCAGGUGGUUUCGAUUUAGAUGAUGGUGAUGCGCGCGAUAUUGAAAUCGAUCAAAUUCACAUACAUCCAGGCUAUCAAUAUCCGGGUGUCUACAAUGACAUUGCAAUUAUACUUAUGAAAGAGGAGUACUAUACCCCCAGAACAGUGAACUCUGGACCAGCAUGUUUGUGGGCAAAACCAUUAUAUACGGCAAAUGUUACGGCUAUCGGUUAUGGAAAUACGCAAUUUGCCGGCUUAGCAUCGUCCAAAUUAAUGAAGGCUCAGUUGAGUAUUCUACCAAAUGAAAAAUGCGCCGCAUAUUAUGAAGAAGAUGGCAUUAUAUUUUCGCAAUUAUGUGCUAAUGAUCCGAUAGAAAGGGGUGAUACAUGUCAGGGUGACUCCGGCGGCCCUAUCAUAAUGUACCGUAAUAUCGGUAAACAUAUUUUUAAUGUACCAUACAUAGUUGGCAUCACCUCUUUCGGCAUUGGUUGCGGCACUGGAGCACCAGGAGUUUACACUCGCGUCGCCAGUUACGUGGACUGGAUUGAGAAAAUUGUCUACUAUUGAAAGUGUUUUUAUUUAAAAUUAA
Zeugodacus cucurbitae (melon fly) is the source of this 3560-nucleotide messenger RNA. RefSeq lists its product as uncharacterized. The record is from RefSeq and is a predicted model, not a curated record. Bases 83 to 3538 code for a protein of 1151 amino acids. The transcript is spliced from 27 exons. Gene Ontology annotation, biological process: proteolysis. Lineage: Eukaryota; Metazoa; Arthropoda; Insecta; Diptera; Tephritidae. Gene Ontology annotation, molecular function: serine-type endopeptidase activity.